GCUCUAGGUUGUCCACACAGAACAAUGGCUUCAACAUUGAAAAUAGCACUGUUUAUCUCCAUCUUCUGCAUCUUCCUUGUAUCACCAAUCACAAGCUCUAAGCCCCAUCCACUAGAUUCCCUCACUGCAGCCGAGCUCCUCCUGGUUCGAGCCGUUGUGAACCAGUCCUACCCUAGCUCGAACCACAAACUAACCUUCCAGUAUGUUGGGUUAGAUGAGCCAGAGAAACAACUUGUCAAAUCAUGGCUAUCAAAACCCACCACCAAACCCCCACCUCGCCAAGCUUUGGUCGUUAUCCGGCUCAAUGAACAAACUCAUGAAAUCAUAGUAGAUUUGUCAAAACGUUCCGUCAUCUCUGAUAAAAUCUACAAUGGAUUUGGGUACCCUCUACUUACCAUUGAGGAACAAGAAGCCGCAGCCGAUUUAGCACUAAAACAUGAACCAUUUUUAGCAUCACUUGGCAAAAGAGGGCUAAAUAUAUCUGAAGUUAUUUGCUCUACUCAAACAAUUGGCUGGUACGGAGAAGAGAAGACCAAAAGAGAGCUGAAAGUCGUAUGUUACUAUUUGGAUGGAACGGUUAAUAUGUAUUUGAGACCAAUAGAAGGGAUAACCCUGGCUGUCGACCUCGAAGAAAUGAAGAUAUCUCAGUACAUUGACAGAGCUGUUCCUCCAAUGCCAAAAGCCGAGGGAACUGAGUACCGAGCUUCCAAGCUAACACCGCCUCUUGGUCCACGUUUCAAUGGUGCUCCCCCAACACCACCGGGCCAAACGGGGUUCAACAUUGAUGGAAAUAUUGUCAGUUGGGCAAACUGGAAGUUCCACCUAGGAUUUGAUGGUCGAGUUGGUCCAGUUAUCUCUCUAGCCUCCAUCUACGAUGCUGAGAAGAGAACAUACCGUCAGGUGUUGUAUAGAUCAUUCAUCUCCGAGCUCUUCGUUCCAUACCAGGAUCCAACCGAGGAGUGGUACCACGUAACAUUUUUCGACUGUGGCGAAUUCGGGUUCGGUAUUUAUGCAGUUCCAUUGGAACCCCUCAACGAUUGUCCAGCCAACGCAGUUUUCGUUGAUGGUUACUAUGCAGGCCAAGAUGGCAAUCCUGUCAAAGUAUCCGAUGUAAUGUGCAUAUUUGAAAGACAUUCAGGGGAUGUAAUGUGGCGACAUACGGAGGCUGAGCUUCGAGAUCAAGAGGUCAGGGAGGUGAGACCAGAGGUUAGUCUUGUGGUGAGAAUGGUAGCGACUGUGGGCAACUAUGAUUAUAUACUUGAUUGGGAAUUCAAGCCAAGUGGAUCCAUCAAAUUUGGGGUUGGGCUAACAGGAGUGCUAGAAGUGAAGGCUGUACCAUACAACCACACAGAUCAAAUAAAAGAGGAAGUCUAUGGUACACUCGUAGCAGACAAUACCAUUGGUGUACACCACGAUCACUUUCUAACCUACCAUCUGGACGUUGAUAUUGACGGGGAUGCCAAUUCUCUUGUCAAGACUAAUUUGGUUACCAAACGAGUCACUGACAAGAGCAUACCAAGAAAAAGUUAUUGGACAGUUCAACAUGAAACAGCUAAGACUGAAGCUGAUGCAAGGAUUAAACUUGGCUUGAAACCAGAAGAGCUGGUGGUAGUGAACCCGAACAAGAGAACUAAACCUGGAAACAAAGUUGGGUAUCGUUUGAUUCCAGGAUCUGCAGCAGGGCCACUUCUAGCAGCAGAUGACUAUCCACAAAUCAGGGCUGCCUUCACAAAUUAUAAUGUAUGGGUAACCCCAUAUAACAAAUCUGAAAAAUGGGCCGGCGGACGAUAUGUUGAUCAAAGCCGAGGAGAUGAUACCUUAGCUGUCUGGAGCAACAGGAAUAGGGGCAUUGAGAACAAGGAUAUAGUCCUAUGGUAUACAAUGGGCUUUCACCAUGUCCCUUGCCAGGAAGAUUUUCCAAUGAUGCCAACAUUGAGCGGCGGAUUUGAGCUGAGACCAACUAAUUUCUUUGAGUAUAGUCCGGUGCUCAAAACCAAACCUCCUCAGCAUUUAAGUUGGCCUAAUUGCACUGCAUGAUCCUCUGUCUGGGUCCAUGUCAGAAACAUGAGUCUAACGGAAUAUAAAUGUUCCAAUAUUAGAAGUCUGUCCUUUUGGUGUAAUAAAGUAUGUCGAUCUUUGUAAUAAAUUAUGGUUGAAAGUCUAUUUAGUGUAAUCGAAAUUUUCUUUUAGCUA
Theobroma umbraticum is the source of this 2193-nucleotide messenger RNA. RefSeq names its product amine oxidase [copper-containing] alpha 2, peroxisomal-like. Gene Ontology annotation, molecular function: primary methylamine oxidase activity; quinone binding; copper ion binding. The record is from RefSeq and is a predicted model, not a curated record. Gene Ontology annotation, biological process: amine metabolic process. Lineage: Eukaryota; Viridiplantae; Streptophyta; Magnoliopsida; Malvales; Malvaceae.